Messenger RNA from Uloborus diversus, 738 nucleotides. RefSeq lists its product as uncharacterized. Lineage: Eukaryota; Metazoa; Arthropoda; Arachnida; Araneae; Uloboridae. Bases 1 to 738 code for a protein of 245 amino acids. The record is from RefSeq and is a predicted model, not a curated record. Gene Ontology annotation, molecular function: nucleic acid binding. The transcript has a single exon.
AUGUCAAACAAACGUGUUGCAAUUUUGGAGCUGUUUCGACAAGGAAAACGUCAAUGUGAAAUUGUGCGUUUGCUCGGUGUUGGAAAGGACGUAGUGUCUAAAGCAAUUAAACGAUACAAGAAGCUUGGCCACGAUGGCCGCUGUCCAGGAAGUGGCAGAAAGCGGACUGUCAACACGUCUGCUAACCGCAAAAUCAUCAAGAAUAGAGUUCAACGAAAUCCGAGGAUCUCCAUGAGAAAAAUCGCUCGUGAGACCGGCGUAAGCGAGCGGUCAGUCCGCCGAAUGGCGAAAGAGGAGCUCAACCUCAAGACCUACAAGCUCCAGAAAGUUCAGCUUCUCACCGACGACAACAAACGCGUACGACUGAAAAGAUGCCGCCAACUCAAGCGUCGGGCCGCUGCUCAACGAUGGGAGUGUAUCCUUUUCACGGACGAAAAACUGUUCACCGUCGAGCAAGCGCACAACCACCAAAACGACCGAAUAUGGUCCGUAGAAGCUCCACGUACCUCAGCAGUCGUCGAGCAUCGUCAAAAUCCCGCUUCGGUGAUGGUUUGGGGCGGGAUCUGCGCCAGCGGUAAGACCCCACUCGUUUUUGUGGAUCAAGGGGUGAAAAUUAACCAAGAAGUCUACCGCCGCGACAUUCUUGAGGCUGUUGUGCUUCCCUUGGCUCAACAGCACUUCGGCAAUGCAAAUUGGACGUUUCAACAGGACUCGGCGCUGAUCACAAGGCAAAAAUGA